Vanessa atalanta (red admiral) is the source of this 882-nucleotide messenger RNA. It is a transcript of the gene SmB, whose product is annotated as small nuclear ribonucleoprotein-associated protein B. The transcript has 2 exons. Gene Ontology annotation, biological process: mRNA splicing, via spliceosome. The record is from RefSeq and is a predicted model, not a curated record. NCBI's taxonomy places the organism in Eukaryota, Metazoa, Arthropoda, Insecta, Lepidoptera, Nymphalidae. Gene Ontology annotation, cellular component: U1 snRNP; U2-type prespliceosome; cytoplasm. Bases 129 to 695 code for a protein of 188 amino acids. Gene Ontology annotation, molecular function: RNA binding.
UUGUUUUGUAGUUUUGGUUUUGACGUUUCUACCCGGUUAAAACAGCGUCUUGUCUUUAUGGUAUUGUUUUGGCGCUAAUAAAUCGCCUAAUUUUCAUCUCUAAUCUUUUAACUAAUCGAUUUUUAAAAAUGACGAUCGGAAAGAAUAAUAAGAUGCAACAGCAUAUAAAUUAUCGAGUAAGGGUAAUUCUACAAGAUUCACGUACUUUUAUUGGAACUUUUAAAGCAUUUGACAAGCAUAUGAAUUUAAUAUUGGGAGACUGCGAAGAAUUUAGAAAAAUCAAAUCAAAAAAUAGCAAAACUGCAGACCGAGAAGAAAAAAGAACUCUAGGUUUUGUACUACUACGUGGUGAGAAUAUAGUGUCUCUAACAAUUGAAGGACCUCCGCCACCUGAAGAAGGUUUGCCUCGGGUCCCACUACCUGGUGCUAUGGGCGGGCCAGGAGCUGGCAGAGCAGCAGGUCGCGGCGUUGGACUUGGAGGAGCCCCACCAGGCUUACAAGGUCCAGCUCGUGGUGUCGGAGGACCAUCUCAACAACAUAUGGCCCCUGGUGCUCGAGGACAAUUAUCAGCGCCUCCUCAAAUGCGAGGUGGCCCUAUGAUGGGAGGCCCUCCUCCUGGUAUGAUGGGUGCUCCACCAGGAAUGGGUAGAGGUGGCCCUGGUAGUCGCGGUCCUCCUGGAAUGCGGCGCUAUUAAUGUGUUUGUGCAGUGGUGUUUAUUCAAUUUUAAGUGAAAAACAAAGUUAAUAAGUGAAGACGGUCUACUAUAUUGACUAGUUCAUUGCAUUAAUGGGAAAUGUAAAAAAAUUAGAUAAUAAAUAACACUGAGUAUUUUUCCAGAUAAUACAAUAGUUAAGGACUUAUAAUUACAGAUAAGUACUGAA